Molecule: messenger RNA, 288 nt
Organism: Tetrahymena thermophila SB210
Lineage: Eukaryota; Ciliophora; Oligohymenophorea; Hymenostomatida; Tetrahymenidae
Exons: 1
Source: RefSeq, a predicted model, not a curated record
AUGAACAAAGAAAAUUUUAAUUCAAAAGAGAAGCCAGUUUUUUCUUCCAGCGAGUAUGGCAAUAAUCAUUUUAAUAAAAAAAGAAAAGAAUGGACUAGUAAGACUUAACAAAAAAAGCCAUUGCCUCAAAACUUUUAGCAAUUUGAUAAUCUAGAUGAAGAUUAAAGAGAAAUAAUAUAUGAAAUAAUAGAAUAAGUAAAGCCUCCAUAUGAGCCUUUUGAAAAAUAUAUAAAGCUAAAAGAUAUGGUAGACUGCUUAAAUGAAGUUUGGUCCUACUAAGAAGAAUGA